Molecule: messenger RNA, 1247 nt
Organism: Lentinula edodes (shiitake mushroom)
Lineage: Eukaryota; Fungi; Basidiomycota; Agaricomycetes; Agaricales; Omphalotaceae
Exons: 5
Coding region: 103-1050 (315 amino acids)
Source: RefSeq, a predicted model, not a curated record
CAUACUUUAUAAAAAUCUGCGGGGAAUGGAAACUGAGAUUCAAGUUUUUUUUCUUUUGCGACACCUCAAACUCUACUCCUUUACUAUCAUCUAUUUAUCACCAUGUCAGACAGCCACGCAGAAGAAAAUUUAAAUUUUGCGGCUACCCGACAUGGCUGGACGCGGAACUUCACUAUCACUCCAGAGAAAGUUGUUACCAUGUCCUACGCCACACUAGAAUCUGUUCUCGAGCUGAACACACUGAAAAUUCGAGCAAUGUCUUUGCGAAUCUUCGCUGAGCAUCCUCCCGCAUCAAACAAUUUCGUAAAAAUCCGGCCAUGGAAGGAUGAUGGCACAUUGCAGUCCAUCCUUAUGAAGGCCUUUUUUGAAGAGCGUAUGAAGGCUGGCGUUACGACUAAUCUGGACAUCCGCGAUGGAAACAUUCGUGAGAAUGAUAUUGGCGACGGAGGCAAAGACGGAUCUGGAGGUAUUGGUGCUAAGGAAUGGCUUAAGGCCCAUGGAUUGACGAAGCCCAAGAGCAAUAACCCGAAUCCGUCAGUGGCAGCAGAAUCAGAGGAGCAUGAUACCGAGCAAGCUGCAGCGGUCAUCGGGGGAAACGGUUUCUUCUCCGCAUUUGGAUUUGGCAAAACAUCUGUAGCACUAACGCCUCCAAAAUCUGAUGAGGAUGUUUCUGAAGUUGACAAUCAUUCACUCAAAGCCUCUGAAAAGGGACUGAAGACUGAAGAAGACAUCCUUCGCGAGCGAGGAUGGGGCCCCCCUCUGAUGCGUCGCUUGACAAACCGCAACCUGAAAUCACGGAAAUCGCAAGCUCCCAUUGAAGAAAAAGAUAUCCAAGAAGAAGGCGACGGCGAAGAAAUUGAAAUCCCCGAAGCUGAAGAGGCGAAUGGAGGAGCCCGGCCAGAAAAGAACGCUCUUUGGCGCAAGCACAAAAAUAAUACCUUCCUUGGUAGCGGGAAGAAGGCCAAGAGUGGUGUGGAGAUUAUCAAGACUCCUUCAGAUGCUCUUAAACCUGCAUUGUCGGCCCCAGCAUCGCCCUCGAAGACGACAUGAACUUUCAUCUUGUUCACGAUCAUUUGUCCUCCCUCUUUUGUUACGAUCAUGAUAUCCUUCUAAUUGAAUACUCUACCCCGAUUACUGCACUUUAUCUUAUGUACCUCCGAGAUUGGCUGUUGUAUAGCUCUUCAUGUUAAAUCGACAUGUGUUUCGACUUACGAUUUUGUACAUACUGAAUGCGUGUCCUACUUCCU